AUGAGCAUGUUGUUAUCCGCGGUCAAUUGGGUGUACAGCCAUUUGAAGUUAUCGGACGUGGCUUUAGCCCUAGUAGGGUUUUUUCUUCUUAGUUACUUGCGCGAGAAGCUAGUGAGCAAAGGCGGGCCAGUGAUGUGGCCAGUGUUGGGGAUCACACCGAUGUUAGUCCUAAACAAAAACGAUCUGUUUGGUUGGUGCACCAAAUGGGUGGUCAGAGCGGGUGGAACGUUUCAUUACAGAGGAGUUUGGUUCGGUGGAUUAUACGGUAUCAUGACCGCAGAUCCUGCAAACAUCGAACACAUUCUCAAAACCAAUUUCAAAAACUACCCCAAGGGCGAGUUUUAUAGAGAGAGGUUUAGUGAUCUUCUUGAAGAUGGAAUCUUUAACGCCGAUGAUGAACUGUGGAAGGAAGAGAGACGUGUGGCUAAAACGGAGAUGCAUACUUCUCGUUUCUUGGAACACACGUUUACUACGAUUCGAGAUUUGGUGGAGCAGAAGCUGGUGAAGCUGAUGGAGAAUAUGACUACUUCGAAAAGAGUCUUUGAUCUACAAGAUGUGCUCCUGCGUUUCACAUUUGACAACAUCUGUAUCUCUGCCUUUGGGGUUGAUCCGGGAUCGUUAGAGAUCGACUUACCGGAGAUUCCUUUCGCUAAGGCUUUUGAAGACGCCACGGAGUACUCACUUGCUAGGUUUCUGUUGCCUCCUUUUGUGUGGAAGCCCAUGAGGUUUCUAGGGAUUGGGUAUGAGAGAAAGCUGAAGAAAGCGAUCACAAUCGUUCACGCGUUUGCGAAUAAGACAGUGAGAGAGAGGAGGAACAAGAUGAGGAAGCUCGGGAGCUUGAACGAUUCCUCCGAUAUCUUGUCACGCCUUAUGCAGAGAGAGUACGAGAAAGAAGAAGAUACCACAAGAGGAAACUACUUUUCAGACAAGUACUUCAGAGAGUUCUGCACAAGUUUCAUCAUCGCAGGUCGAGACACCACAUCGGUGGCCCUCGUGUGGUUCUUCUGGCUAGUUCAGAAACAUCCCCAAGUCGAGAAGAGAAUCCUAAGCGAAAUCAGAGAGAUUCGUGGGAAACGUACAAGGCAAGAAACAUGUGACUGGUUCGAGGUAGAAGAGCUUAAGGAAAUGGUGUAUCUGCAAGCUGCUUUGACAGAGUCACUGAGGCUUUACCCUUCGGUGCCAAUGGAGAUGAAACAAGCUUUGGAUGACGACGUGUGGCCCGACGGGACGAGGGUGAAGAAAGGCGCUAGGGUUUACUACUCGGUCUUUUCGAUGGGGAGAAUAGAAUCGAUUUGGGGUAAAGAUUGUGAAGAUUACAAACCAGAGAGAUGGAUCAAAGAAGGAAGAAUUGUGAGUGGAGAUCAGUUCAAGUACGUCGUGUUCAAUGCAGGUCCGAGACUGUGCGUUGGGAAGAAGUUUGCGUAUACUCAGAUGAAAAUGGUGGCUGCUGCAAUCUUGAUGAGGUAUUCAGUCAAAGUCGUUGAAGGACAGACUAUUAUUCCAAAGCUCACCACCACAUUGUACAUGAAGAAUGGUAUGCGUGUUACCCUCCUGCCCCGCGACUGGUAA
Messenger RNA from Thlaspi arvense, 1569 nucleotides. The record is from the annotation of a GenBank genome assembly. NCBI's taxonomy places the organism in Eukaryota, Viridiplantae, Streptophyta, Magnoliopsida, Brassicales, Brassicaceae.